Messenger RNA from Ixodes scapularis (black-legged tick), 1278 nucleotides. Its product is annotated as P2X purinoceptor 7-like. Bases 80 to 691 code for a protein of 203 amino acids. Lineage: Eukaryota; Metazoa; Arthropoda; Arachnida; Ixodida; Ixodidae. The transcript has 3 exons. The record is from RefSeq and is a predicted model, not a curated record.
GCUAUCAAAGUCCCCGGCACGCCCCCCUUUCUGAGAUGACCCCGGAAAACGGGAGGGGCAUCUCUUUACGCAUCAGCCAAUGGCAAUCGAAGGAUUCCAGUGUCACUACGCGUCACCGACCGCCGACCCGCGGAGGAAUCUCUCCAACGCGCGGACCGUCGUCAAGGGGCCCGGACCAAAAUUGCCCGGACUUUGUGCUCAGCAUUCGUCGUUCGUCGCAUCCCACGGUCGCGCUAUGGACCUUUCGGACCUAACGUCUCUAGAGCUCGAAAUCCUGGAACGGACAGCUGACAUGGGUGCCAUAUCCUAUGAUUCGACCCCGAUGCGCGACGUGGACGAACGCAGCGCCGCGGGCACCGACUGUGGCAACGACCAACGGCCGCGCCGCGGUGAAGCGAGUCCGCAAGAGCUGGAAGACGCACCCGACGAUGGAAUCGGGCGGCUUGGGAACACGGACUGGUGUCUAUGUGGUUCCUGCGCGCCGAUGGAGACCGUCGUCGAGUGCGUCUGCUGCCGCGAAUACCCGGCCGUCGCACGGAAGCAGCAGGGCCGGCAGGGCUGCGUAACGGGCCACCCGGACUUCGAGGCCCUGUGCCUCAACCCUGAGGUGUUGAGGUUGGCCUACCUCAACAUGCGGCACUGCGGGCAGCAAGGGAUGGGCGCAAGUGCCAGCGAAUGCCAGACACCCUGAAGCCGGUGGAUGAUCAUCUCGACAUGUUCCUUGUGGUGCCAGCAACACUUGCACCGCUGGUGUGGCAUUCUUUGCACGCUAUGCUGGGAUAGUUUUUUAGGAGUGCCAUGUCUGGACAGCUUAUUCAGAAGCAGGCUGUCGUCGUCGAGAUCCAUGCUUUUUUUUUUAACAGAUGAUGUUGCAGUGCCCACAUGGGCGAGUAUGACAGAAAGGAUUCGAGAUUGGAAUAGGUCACCAAACAGUAUCGCAUCAUUUUUCGUUAAAAUAUUUUUCUAACAACACUAUUCAUUGAAAUAAACACUGAAAUUCAAAGUUUCUCGUGCAAGAAUGGGGAGGCCUGGGGGUGCUCAUAUGUAUCCCCACUACUCUCAUGAUAGUAGUGUCACCUCUAAAUCAACACAGCAUAAUGGAAGACAUAUCGCAGUCUAAAACGGGGAAAAAUGUUGAUAUAUGUGUCUUGCAGAUGCGUAUAUGACCAAAUAGCAAAUGAUUGCGGUGCCCUGAGCCCUAAGGUAUUCAGGACCAAUAAACACAUGGGGGUGGUAGCAGCUGUCAUGGCAAAUGGAAGCUGUCAGAAUGACAUGUUC